AUGUCCAUGUCCUCCGCAACACUGCGCACCUCUCUGCACUCCCUCGCGCGCCAAUGGCCCAAAGACCCUCUCCGCCCCACCCUCCAAUUCUCCGACUCGCUCCAGGCCGCCGUCGAUCGCGUAUUCGCUACCCCCACCCCAGCGGCCGAACUCGGUCAGAAGCAGAUCCUCAAGGCGCAAGAGAUGCACGACAGUUUGACGAGGUUGUUGGCCAAUGACGCUUUGAAAUCGGUUAGUUGUACCCGAUCCAUCGAGCGCGGAGCGUUCGUGCUUCGCAGGCACCCCCUCACCUCACCGACUCGAACUUCCUCGCCUUGCUUCUGACCCGACAGUAUCCCAUGACACAAAAGACACUUCAACCCGCCUCGUUCCCCAAGCACUACGCCCGCAUGCAGGACGGGAUCGCACGAGCGUCGAGGGGAGAGGUCGUCAAAGGCCAGAGCUGGCUCGAAUGGUUCAAGUGGAAGUGA
Molecule: messenger RNA, 470 nt
Organism: Microbotryum saponariae
Lineage: Eukaryota; Fungi; Basidiomycota; Microbotryomycetes; Microbotryales; Microbotryaceae
Source: the annotation of a GenBank genome assembly